CAGCCGUGCCAUCGAGCCCUGGGCGAACUUCAAACACUAGGCAUUCCUCGAACUCAGUGCGCACUCCAGCACCUCAACCUCAUGUUCGAGCAGCUGCACAGCGCAGCCCCCAAGUUGGGGGAGUACCUUCUCCCAGGACCACGGGGAGUCGCACUAGCUCUCGUGCGGCACCUAUACCGACUCCAGCAUCGUCACUCGUCAGCGCGAGCGCCCCUCCUUCGCUUGAUGUGUCAGUACAUGGAGGGCGUGAUGACCAAGGCGAAGAGAGUGACUGGCGGGUUCUCGUCCACGCGCCUCGUUCGUCGGAGGUGCAGGCGCGCGCGUUAACUUGUGAUCAGCUGCGGUCUCGCCUGCGACUUUCUCAAGACGUGAUGGAUCAACUCGAGACCCUUAAGUACGGCCAGGGAAACUCGGGUUUGAACGUGUAUAUUGAGGGUGAGGUCGCAUUCGUCGGCAAUCCAUUCACGCUGGAAGGACCCGACGGAUCGCAUCUGAUCGACUGGGGCACGUCCGACCUGAACGCGAGGAUGGAGCAAUACAUCCAGGAUCGUCCCGGAGGUACUGCUCUCCACACGUUCUUUUGGCACAGCCGAACAGGGAAAUGGUUCUACAUUGGGGCGCAUAUAUGGACGCCAGUAGGCCUAACGUGGGAGGUGUGGCGGACAUUGAGCGAACGUUCUCAGGAGUUUGUUGCGAAUCGGUUGAGGAUGCGAGGGGGAGAAGUGGAGACGGAGGCACAGAUCAUUGCGCAGCUGGACAGCAACAGGCUUGAGCAGAUCGUGAUCGAGUUGUCGAGCGUCGGGCAACGGGAGACGAGCGAGGCGUUCUUGCGCGAAUACGGUCUGUCGCCGCGGCGGCGUCAUCCGCGGCUGUCUUGAAGGCUUCUGGAAUUCUCCUUGGGUCCUUGGUAUUCAGGAUUUAGUCAGGAACAAAGGAAGAAGCGGGCUCUAGGCCCGAAGUGAUUGUCAAAUAAGGCAAUAGCAAAACUAUAUUUGGACGAUCGGAUGUCGUUACGACGGCUAUGAAUUC
Messenger RNA from Coniophora puteana RWD-64-598 SS2, 1029 nucleotides. RefSeq lists its product as uncharacterized. The transcript has 5 exons. The coding region runs from base 372 to 878 and encodes 168 amino acids. The record is from RefSeq and is a predicted model, not a curated record. NCBI's taxonomy places the organism in Eukaryota, Fungi, Basidiomycota, Agaricomycetes, Boletales, Coniophoraceae.